UUGUAAAAUGGCAGCGGUGGAAAGUGGAGACGACGAUGAUAAGUUGGAGACAGAACAUUUCCUCAGAAUCGUCAAUGCUUUUCGGUUUUACAGGUCCCACGCUCUGAUGCGAGUGGAGAGCGCUGACCGGUACUACAAGGAACUACCUGACCACCACAAGGCUCUGAUUCCCGACUUCCGGGCCAACUUGGACCUGAUUCGGACCAGCAUUGACCACAACUAUGAAAUCAUUAAACUCAUCCUGCAGGACACUGAAUAUAUGUUUGAGAACAAGAGUCAUGGCUUGGAGAAUGAUGGAGAGACCAUCAAGCAGGUUCCUCCCACAACGUUUGACAUGGACAAGGUUACAUCAACCCUGAAGCAGUUUGUGCGGGAUUGGAGCGAGGACGGGCAGGUGGAGAGAGAUGCAUGCUACAAACCAGUCACAGAGGAAAUAACUCGCAGAUUCCCUGCUUCAGAGUGGGAUCCCUCGUCUGUCUACGUCCUGGUGCCGGGAGCAGGGUUGGGUCGCCUGGCCUUCGAGAUUGCUAAUCUUGGUUACAGUUGCCAAGGCAAUGAAUGGAGCCUCUUCAUGUUAUUCGCAUCUAACUUUGUUCUUAACAAAUGUAAACACGUGAAUUCCUUCACCAUGUACCCCUGGGUUCACCAGUGGAGCAACAACAAGUUGAAGGCCGAUCAGACUCGACCAAUCACAUUCCCCGACAUCGAGACCACCAGCAUUGCUCCCACUGUCAGUUUCUCCAUGGCGGCGGGCGACUUUCUCGAGGUGUACACCGAGCCAGAAUCCUGGGACUGCGUGGCCACUGUUUUCUUCAUCGACACAGCACACAACAUCAUUGCCUACAUAGAAACCAUGUACAAGAUCAUCAAACCUGGGGGCUGCUGGAUUAAUCUGGGUCCCUUGUUGUAUCACUACACAGACAUGGCCAACGAGAGCUCCAUAGAACUCAGUUAUGAAGAGCUGAAGAAUGUUAUUACAAAGAUAGGCUUUGUUUUAGAGAAAGAAGAAGUUGAUGUGAAGUCGACGUACACCCAGAACCGCCUGUCCAUGUUACAGUAUGAAUAUCAGAGUGUCUUCUUCGUGGCCACUAAACCCUCAUGAGAGAAGGCGUACUUUCAAGCCUGUAGGAGUUACCUCCCCUUGAAGACUCCGCCAUGUUGUAGAUGGGUCUUCCUGCUACACAGACAUCUGUAGAAUGAGUGUGUUAAUGGAGACAGGAUGUGAGCUGCACUGGAAUGUGGACAUAGUUCCUGAUCAUCGUCAUCAUCAUCAUCAUCAUCAUCAUCCAAAGAUUUAUGUAGUGCCAGUUCCAGUCCAAAAGUACUGCUCAGUAAUGCUCCCUGAACAACUUAAGAAUUAAAAGUUACUUUACAAAGCUCUACCAAGGAAUCCAUAUGCUGUAUUGGGGGAAUCUGGGUAGAUGAAAGACCCAAACAACCUAGACGUAAUGGAUUACAGUGUGUACCAAAAACUUGCAUGAAAUUAGUACUGGGUACGAUUUAGUUUUUUACUGCCUGCACAAUUACAACUAAGUGAGUUUUUCAGGUUGCACAAUCAAAAUAUUGCAUAUGCCAUGUUAUACACGUUAUGAUUCUUUAUCAGCAGAGUGAGAUGGAUAAUCGUAACCAACUUCAUCUCCAGAAAGAACACAUUACUUGAUGUUUGAAAAGGAUGUUUUGAUAGAUUGUUGCAUUUUAACUGAUAUGUUCAUUCGUGAAUUUUAUUUCUUUUCUGCUUGUCCAAAUCAACUGUCCACCAUUACACGUGAUGUAUUACACAGUGACCUCUGACCUUCCAUGAAAUGUCACAUGAUUGUGUAAAGUGUGUGGUCUAUCCUACUAAUUAAUGGGUGUGGUCCACGUAAGUGAUUAACGACCAGGAAAACAGACUUGGUUUGUUUUGUCCUCUGAUUACACAAGGUAGGUGAAGGGGGGCAGUGGCCCCUGCUGUAAUAUUGCUGGAAUAUUGGUAAAAGCGUUGUGAAACUAAACUCAUUCACUCACUGGUAGGUCAAGACUUAUUUAAAAGUGGAGAAUUGUUUCACACCAGUCAUGCACUGGUCGUGGGAAAAUUUACCUUCAAUGAGCUCAACCUGACAAUAAAAGUUGCUUGCACUAGUAA
Haliotis rubra (blacklip abalone) is the source of this 2122-nucleotide messenger RNA. Its product is annotated as carnosine N-methyltransferase-like. The record is from RefSeq and is a predicted model, not a curated record. NCBI's taxonomy places the organism in Eukaryota, Metazoa, Mollusca, Gastropoda, Lepetellida, Haliotidae. Gene Ontology annotation, molecular function: S-adenosylmethionine-dependent methyltransferase activity. Bases 8 to 1102 code for a protein of 364 amino acids. The transcript has 8 exons.